GGCAGCUGAGGGCCAGUUAGUGUUGAGCGGGAGGUCGCCACGGACUCGCCUGUACGGUCUCGCGUCAUGGCUGUUGCAACAGGGUAAGCGCCUCCAGCAACCAUGGCGAAGACGAGAUCCGGGCCACGUGCUCCGAGGUACAAAAACAACAACAACAACGACAAAAAGAAUCUAGAGAAUGGCUUGUACGUUCAUUCAUCUCCACCGAAGGCCUUCAACAGCAACAACGGCCACGGCUCAGCCACCAUCAGAGACUACAUCAGGUCGGCGGAUAUCGACGCCCUGGAGGAGGUGGUUCUCGAGGGACAAGGCACCAAGCUCGUCAAUCAGCAUGCCACCGAUACGAGGGUCAGGAAUUUCCUCAAGACUGUUCCUUCAUAUAUGGUGAGUUGCUGUGUAUUGUUGUGUGUGUGUUUUUUUUAAAUGGUGGUUGUUUGCUAUCUGUUUGUCUGCUUAUCUGGUCCUCUUCUGGUUUCUUUCUUUUUCUCUUUCUUUCUUUUU
Messenger RNA from Penaeus monodon (black tiger shrimp), 501 nucleotides. RefSeq lists its product as uncharacterized. The record is from RefSeq and is a predicted model, not a curated record. NCBI's taxonomy places the organism in Eukaryota, Metazoa, Arthropoda, Malacostraca, Decapoda, Penaeidae. The coding region runs from base 103 to 423 and encodes 106 amino acids. The transcript has 3 exons.